Aspergillus luchuensis is the source of this 1968-nucleotide messenger RNA. RefSeq names its product Zn(II)2Cys6 transcription factor. Gene Ontology annotation, molecular function: zinc ion binding; DNA binding; DNA-binding transcription factor activity, RNA polymerase II-specific. The transcript has 7 exons. The coding region runs from base 1 to 1968 and encodes 655 amino acids. Lineage: Eukaryota; Fungi; Ascomycota; Eurotiomycetes; Eurotiales; Aspergillaceae. The record is from RefSeq and is a predicted model, not a curated record. Gene Ontology annotation, biological process: DNA-templated transcription; regulation of DNA-templated transcription.
AUGUCCGACUCGCAAUCCUCCUCCUCCCGCUUUCUAGCCCCCGCUCCUGGCCAGCCCCCAACUGCCAAGGUGGCGGACAAUGUAGUUCAGGGUCGCAAGCACAAGACCACUGCCUGCAAGGCGUGUAAACAGAAGAAGCUCAAGUGCAGAGGUGAUCCACCAUGUCAACACUGCGUGGCAAACGGCAUCCCGUGCCUGGUCGACGAGAUGGCCGACAUGCGUCGCAAAUACGCCAUGAAGCGGGAAAUUGGACCUGAGAGCAAACGUCUCGCUCAGCUCUUGAAUCUCAUCCGGAGUAAUGCCUCCUUCGAGGAGCUCCAAAUCUUCCUGGAGCAACAAUUCACCGGGCGCGAAAUCGAAUUGUCCCCAGAACUGCGCGAGAUCCAAAGUCAAAUAUCUCGCCCCUCCGACGAUGAUGAGGAGGCGCAACCGCCUUCGCAACCCCGAUCCUCCCGCCGCGUUCUGGAUGUCCGCCGUCUCGCCGAUAAUCCCGUCUAUCAAGUUCCUGCGAAGCCGUGGACAACGGUCACUGACGACGGUGACCUGGUGUCUCACCUCGUUUCGCUGUGGUUGACCUGGACCUAUCCGUUCUUCCACUGGCUGGAUAAGGAUGCUUUUCUACGGGACAUGCGGGCCGGCAAUCUCGACUGCCGGUUCUGUUCCCGCUUCUUGGUCAAUGCCAUUCUCUCAGAGGCUUGUUACUACUCUGACUAUGCCGAAGUGUUCACCGUUCCCAACGACACGCUCACGCGGGGUGAUCAUUUCUACGAAGAAGCCCGUCGGCUCUUGGAAGAAGAGGAGGGAGGAGCUACAAUACCAACUAUCCAAGGUCUAUUGGUUCUGUUUAUCCGGAUGGUCCUGAUGGGCAAAGACCGAUUGGGUUGGAUGUACCUGGAUCUGGCUAUCCGGGGGGCGGAGGAGUAUGCGGAACGCCAUCCUCCCGGGAUAGCCGGCCAGGAGGCAGACCCUGCGUUCGAAGAGGUCGUGAAUAGGACUCUCUGGGGAGCCUUCAAUAUUGCUUCGACGGCGACUGUGUCAUUGAUGAAGCAUAUCAACGUCAACCCCCCGCAGCGUCCACGCAUCCCCGUCACCCACGGCGACCCGCACGAUCUAUGGUACCCAUACCCGCGAGAGGUGGACGCUGUCCGCGGGCAUCACAAUUGUGUUUUCGAUCGAUGGUGCGACUUUUGCUGCAUCAUGAUGCAGAUCAGCCAGGGAUUUCAUGACCCUGAGCACCUGGUUGCCCCGUCGCAGAUGAUCGGGUUUGUUGAUGGCAUCUACAAACAGCUCCAGGAGUGGUACGCUCAUUUGCCACCGUGCUUAAAUGCGGAUGUGGCGACCGUCCCCCACGUUUUGAGUAUCCAUAUGUUUUACCAUACCACCGUCAUGCAGAUCUUUGGGUUUCUCCGAUCCAACCGUGAAGUGGCCCUGGAUGUGUCCACGGCCGCACAUGCACGGCAGCUCUGCCUUUCGUCGGCGCGCCGGGUAGCAGCGCUGCUUCGAGUUCAUCGCGACAAGUGGGGCAUCGACCGGAUGGCGCCGUCGACCAUUCAGUGGUGCAGCAUCGGCAUGUUCACCCUCAUGGAGGCGCUGGACUCAACAGAUAACCGCAACGCCUUCGUUGAGUUGUGCAUCAUUGCCCGGGCGUUCUCACGGCGCUUCCCACUCGCCAAAGGUAUUCUACGCAUGAUACAGCUCUCCGCGACGCAGACGGAGGUGGCUCUUCCUGAGGAGACCGGCGCGCUGUUUACCGACUUCGAGACGCUGGGCUGGAAGCAGCGCGACGCCGAGGAGUUCAGCAGCUUCUACCCGCAUUUUAGCUCGGUAGUGCAGCAGGGGCCGGCGCGCCAGGGGGACGUGGAUAUGGACCAAUUCCUGGCGAAAUGGGAUGGGUUGAGUCUCUCGCAGACGAACCAGGAUUCGGCCGCGUCGGAGUCCGAUUCGAAGCGAGGCAGCUCGGCUGACUGA